UCUCUCUCUCUAUGUCUAUCAUAAAUAAAAAUAAAUUUUAAAAAAAAGACCAUGAUCAAGAUCACCACAAGUCAGAACAUCCACCUGCUGUACGUAGACCUGCUGGAUUACCUGAAGAAGGAGGUGGCAGGGUACCCCACAGAGCUGGACAAGCUGCAGAAUCUCAUGGACGACUACUGCUCAGAACUGUCAGACAUGACAGUCAUGUCCCAAGAUGCCAUGAUGAUCACGGAUGAGGUCAAGAUGAACAUGAGGCAAGGGGAGGCGAUUUUCAUCAAGGAACGCAGGACACGGGAGAACUGGCUGAAUCAGCAGAAGCAGCUGAUUGACAAGAUCCAUAUGAAGGAGACCAAUGAGAAGUACCACCGCCGGGGCUGGUGGGACUUGGACUCCCCUCCAAUCUGAUGGGUACAGAAACUGAAAGUGAGGAGAAGAGAGAUCUCCAAGGCCGACAUCGAAUACCAGAUAGAAGUCACAGCUUUGGUGGAGAAAGUGAAGUCUGGGGCAGCCCCGGUGGCGCAGCGGUUUAGCGCCGCCUGCAGCCCAGGGCAUGAUCCUGGAGACCCUGGAUCGAGUCCCACGUCGGGCUCCCUGCAUGGAGCCUGCUUCUCUCUCUGCCUGUGUCUCUGCCUCUCUCUCUGUCUCUAUGAAUAA
Nyctereutes procyonoides (raccoon dog) is the source of this 654-nucleotide messenger RNA. It is a transcript of the gene CCDC183, whose product is annotated as coiled-coil domain containing 183. NCBI's taxonomy places the organism in Eukaryota, Metazoa, Chordata, Mammalia, Carnivora, Canidae. The transcript has 5 exons. The record is from RefSeq and is a predicted model, not a curated record.